AUGGCAAUUGACAGGGGAAUUAAGGACGGAUCUGACACGAGUAAAAUUGCUAGUGAUGAUUUAAAUUCUGCUUGCAAAAAAUCUGGAACUACCACUGAUACAGCUGUGAAGAAUCUUAAAGAUGAAGAACCAGCGGGAUUCCCAUUCAAGCCCAGCCUUCUUAAGGAUGAUAACAAGAACUCGUUAUCAUUGAAAUUUAUAAACAAACCUAGUCGAUCCAAAGAUUUGUUUGCUCAGGCUUCAGACCCUACGCGUGCUAAUAGCAUUUUAAAUUCCCAUAUAUCAAAUGAAUCGGGCACUACAAGUGAAGGGGAUACAGCAGAUACAUCUCCUAGCACUGAAAACAUUGAGCAUCACGGAUUGAUACGGAAGAAAUCAGGCGAAUUUUUAAGGCUGUCGUUAAAGGAUAGUCGUAACAGCUCCUAUUUUGAUAAGAAGAGAUCGCGUUCCUUGCCAACAACUCCAACCUAUAAACAAGUUCAUUUUGGUGGAGACAACGAUAUAAUAUAUUUCAAGAAGAAAGAUAGGCCAGCGGCGAUUUCUGCAUCAAAUUCACCUACUUUGCGUGGGGUGGAAGGGUGCUUUAGAAAGUUACAAAUGGGGAGUGAAGAUGACGACGAUGACGACGAUGAUGAUUACGAGGAUGAUUAUGCAAACGUGGACCACGAUCAGGAUUGCUUUACCCUUGAUUUAAGUUCGUCGGGAUCAACUACUUUUCCCGGUGCCGAUCAUGAAAAGUCGGUAUUCUGGGAUUUGCAAUUACCAAACUUCCCGCCGUUAUCGUACGAUCGCCAGAUAAAAGUCCGAGAGUCGCCAGUUUUUUUGGAACGUAUAUUUAUUAGUGUCGAUAAGAAGUUCUUGCUCGGCCAUAUUGCGGUCAAAAACCUAGCAUUUGAAAAGUUUGUUACCGCUAGGUAUACGUUAGACAAUUGGUGCACAAUUGUUGAAAUUCCCACAAUCUAUGCUCCUGAUAGCCCAAAAAUCUUGAAAUCCAACAAUUAUGAUAGAUUUAUCUUUCGAAUUCUGCUAGAUUCCUUAUUCAAUAGUUUUAGGAUGCCAAGAAGUAAUGAUCAGAGUUGCAACAAAUCCCAAGAACAGCACUAUAGUCUAUGUAUCAAAUAUAAUACCAAUUUCCUUGAAUUCUGGGACAACAACGAAUCUAGAAAUUAUGAUUUUAAUUUAAUCAAGACAACAAAAUCAAAAAAACCAAGCUCCUCAAAGAUUGGAACACAUAAUAACAAACCAAAGUAUUCAUCCUCAUACUUAAAGAGAAGAGUAUCAGAUUCGCAACUAGAGAUGCAACCAAAGAAAUCUGAAGAAAACAUCGAAAAUAAUUCGUCCGAUUUUUCAAAUGGUAACGACUUUGUUAAUAAUGACUUUUACUUACUGUCUCCAUUGUUAUCAAGCCUUAACAAUUCAAAUUAUGAAAACGAUUUUUUACAUAAUUAUUCUACUGACACAUUAACGUCAUAUAGAUCACCAUCAAAAAACUUUUCUCAAGGACAGGAUGAAGUUUAUGAUCCAAUUCGUAAUAAAGAGGAUAUUAAGGCCAGAGAGGAUGAUAAGUCAUUCAGAGCCAACAUGUUGGACUCUAAAUCUUACAAGGAGUUGCUUGAUACAUACUGCUUUUUUUCUACAAGCCCCGAGGAUGAUACAAACUCUUCCGACAUUUUACUGUCGCUGUCUCCACCUAGAAGUUCAUUAUCUACUGGUUCGGACAAGAAUGAGAUAUCUGAAUCAUCGAAUAUCUUUGGAUCGAAUGAUAAUAAUACUCCUUCAGCGAAAGCUGAUUUAACUCAUAAGAAGGCCAAUUCUGAUUCUAAUAAGGAAAAAUCUGAUGGCAAUAAUAAUUCUUUAACGGUAUCAUCGAUAUUAAAAGCUUAA
Messenger RNA from Debaryomyces tyrocola, 1884 nucleotides. NCBI's taxonomy places the organism in Eukaryota, Fungi, Ascomycota, Pichiomycetes, Serinales, Debaryomycetaceae. The record is from the annotation of a GenBank genome assembly.